AUGCAGGUGUGUUUUCUUCUCCUCGUGAUACACCUUCAUAUCACUGAAGGCUGCAGGCUGGAAGGAAAUGAAGGCUUAAUAGAAAUCACUGCAUACACAGGAGACUCAGUACUGCUGCCCUGCUCCUGCACUGACCUCCAAACCACACCUGAGACAUUCACAUGGGAGAAACACAUAACACAUGAAAAUAAUUGGGUAAAGAUAUCUCCUGAGAGUGAGCAGGACAAAGAGAGAUUUCAGCUGGUUAAUGAUCGCUCUUCAGGAAAUCUCUCUCUGCUCAUAUCACACCUGACUGAAGAGGAUGGAGGAUAUUACAGGUGUUAUCCUACACAGAAUGAAUACAGAGACAUCAGACUCACUGUUAAAGGUUGCACACUGAAUCUACAGACAGUGUAUGUGACUGGAUACGUGGGACAGUCUGUCCUUCUGCCCUGCUCCUGCUCUGAACUACAAGCCAAACCACACAAUUUCACAUGGACGUUUUUAAAUGGUUCUCCUCACAAAGAAAUCUUCCCAGAGGACCAGACAAAUCUCUACACAGACAGAGUUCAGCUCUUUAAUGAUCAUCUUCCAGGAAAUCUCUCUCUACUCGUAUCACACCUGACUGUAGAGGAUGGAGGACGGUACAGGUGUGAGAUCAGGAACAGAAUCUCAGACGUCCGUCUCACAGUAAGAGACGCACCGACAAAACCUUCAACAUCUGCACCAGUGACCACAACAACUUCAUCUCAUUCCAAACCAGAGCAUCUUCCCUACGUCCCCUUCGCCGUAGUGACUGUGUUCUUUCUGCACAUUAUCGUGGCUGUGGUCUAUUACACCACCAGAAAGAAAGAGACUCCCACAAACCCAAAUCCUCGCAACAUCAUCAUCAUCAUCUGUACUGCUGUUGGGGUUCUGCUGCUGCUGCUACUCGGAGGAGUCAUGUACUGGAAACAAAGAGGCUGCAGGCUGGAAGGAAAUAAAAAGACGAUAGGAAUCACUGCAUACACAGGAGACUCGGUACUGCUGCCCUGCUCCUGCACUUACCUCCAAACCACACCUGAGUACAAAGAGAGAUAUCAGCUGGUUAAUGAUCGCUCUUCAGGAAAUCUCUCUCUGCUCAUAUCACACCUGACUGAAGAGGAUGGAGGAGUUUACAGUUGUAGUGUUCAAGGGAGUCAAUACAGAGACCUCAGACUCACUGUUAAAGGUUGCACACUGAAUUGA
Neoarius graeffei (lesser salmon catfish) is the source of this 1206-nucleotide messenger RNA. RefSeq lists its product as uncharacterized. Gene Ontology annotation, cellular component: external side of plasma membrane. The coding region runs from base 1 to 1206 and encodes 401 amino acids. The record is from RefSeq and is a predicted model, not a curated record. The transcript is spliced from 9 exons. Lineage: Eukaryota; Metazoa; Chordata; Actinopteri; Siluriformes; Ariidae. Gene Ontology annotation, biological process: negative regulation of T cell proliferation; positive regulation of T cell proliferation; cell surface receptor signaling pathway.